CGAGUCGAUAGUGAUACCUAACCCGUGUCGUGUUCCGCAGGAAGGCUCCAGGGCUCUGUUCUCGUGUCUCGACUAGCCCAAAGUCUCGUUAGCCCUCCGAAAUGCCGAAGCCAAUUGUUCAAGAGGGUGAGGACCCCGAUCCGACCCCGUACCUGUUCGUGUCACUCGAACAAAAGCGUAUCGACCAAAGCAAGCCCUACGAUGGUAAGAAGGCCUGCUGGGUGCCGGACGAGAAGGAGGGCUUCGUACAGGGUGAAAUUAAGGCCACCAAGGGCGACCUGGUGACCGUCAACCUCCCUGGAGGCGAGACAAAGGACUUCAAGAAGGACCUUGUAUCUCAAGUCAACCCGCCUAAAUACGAAAAAUGUGAGGAUAUGUCCAACUUGACAUACCUCAACGACGCUUCGGUUUUGUAUAACUUGAAGCAGAGAUAUUACCAUAAGCUUAUUUACACUUACUCGGGUCUCUUCUGUGUGGCUAUCAACCCCUACAAGAGAUUCCCCGUGUACACGACCCGAUGCGCCAGGCUGUACCGUGGCAAGCGUCGCUCGGAAGUGCCGCCCCACAUUUUCGCCAUUUCCGACGGCGCCUAUGUCAACAUGUUAACCAACCACGAGAAUCAAUCUAUGUUGAUUACCGGUGAGUCUGGUGCUGGUAAGACUGAGAACACGAAGAAGGUAAUUGCGUACUUCGCCACCGUCGGUGCCUCCCAAAAGAAGGACCCCAGCCAGGAGAAGAAGGGAUCCCUGGAAGACCAGGUCGUACAAACUAACCCGGUACUUGAAGCCUUCGGUAACGCCAAGACCGUCCGUAACGACAACUCUUCCCGUUUCGGUAAAUUCAUCCGUAUUCACUUCGGCCCCUCUGGAAAACUGGCUGGUGCUGACAUUGAAACUUAUCUGCUGGAGAAGGCCCGUGUCAUCUCCCAACAGGCUCUUGAGCGUUCCUACCACAUCUUCUACCAGAUGAUGUCUGGCUCCGUCCCCGGACUUAAGGCUAAGUGCCUUUUGUCCAACGACAUCAACGACUACAACAUCGUGGCCCAGGGCAAGACUAUCAUCCCUGGCGUCGACGACGGCGAGGAAAUGAGGCUCACAGACCAAGCCUUCGACAUCCUUGGCUUCACCCAAGAAGAGAAGGACAACGUAUACAAGAUCACCGCCGCUGUCAUGCACAUGGGUGGCAUGAAGUUCAAGCAGAGGGGUCGUGAGGAACAGGCUGAGGCCGACGGUACUGAGGAAGGUGAACGUGUUGCCAAGCUCCUCGGUGUCGAUUGCCCCGACCUAUACAAGAACUUGUUGAAGCCCCGCAUCAAGGUCGGAAACGAGUUCGUGACCCAGGGUCGUAACAAGGACCAGGUCACCAACUCCAUCGGUGCCCUCUGCAAGGGUGUGUUCGACAGGCUCUUCAAGUGGCUCGUCAAGAAGUGUAACGAGACUCUGGACACCAAGCAAAAGAGACAGCACUUCAUUGGUGUACUGGAUAUUGCUGGUUUCGAAAUCUUCGACUUCAAUGGUUUUGAACAACUCUGCAUUAAUUUCACCAACGAGAAACUGCAGCAGUUCUUUAACCACCAUAUGUUCGUACUGGAACAAGAAGAAUACCAGCGCGAAGGCAUCGAGUGGACUUUCAUUGACUUUGGCAUGGAUCUCCAAAAUUGCAUUGACCUUAUUGAAAAGCCCAUGGGUAUCCUCUCCAUCCUUGAGGAAGAGUCUAUGUUCCCCAAAGCCACCGACCAGACCUUCGUUGAGAAGUUGAACAACAACCACUUGGGCAAGUCUGCUCCUUACCUGAAGCCCAAGCCCCCCAAGCCUGGUUGCCAAGCCGCUCACUUCGCUAUUGGUCACUACGCCGGUAAUGUCGGUUACAACAUCACCGGAUGGCUUGAGAAGAACAAGGACCCCCUCAACGACACCGUCGUUGACCAGUUCAAGAAGGGAUCCAACAAACUGUUGGUUGAGAUCUUCGCUGACCACCCUGGCCAGUCUGGUGAUGGUGGCGCUGCUGCUGGUGGCAAGGGAGCUGCAGGCAAGCGUGCCAAGGGUUCCGCCUUCCAGACCGUAUCAUCACUUUACAGGGAACAACUUAACAACUUGAUGACCACCCUGAGGUCCACCCAACCUCACUUCGUACGUUGUAUCAUCCCCAACGAGUUGAAACAGGCUGGUCUCAUCGACUCCCACCUUGUGAUGCACCAGCUCACCUGUAACGGUGUGCUUGAGGGUAUCCGUAUUUGCCGUAAAGGUUUCCCCAACAGGAUGGUCUACCCUGACUUCAAGCUCCGAUACAAAAUUCUGUGCCCGAACCUGAUUAAAGAGCCUAUGUCACCGGAGAAAGCCACCGAGAAAAUUCUCGAACAAACCGGCUUGGAUUCGGAGUCUUUCAGGCUCGGAAAGACUAAGGUAUUCUUCCGCGCCGGUGUCCUGGGUCAGAUGGAAGAGAUGCGUGACGACAGGUUGUCCAAGAUUGUGUCCUGGCUCCAGUCUUACAUCCGUGGUUACUUGUCCCGCAAGGAGUACAAGAGGCUGCAAGAACAGAGAAUCGCUCUCCAAGUUGUCCAGCGCAACUUGCGCAAGUACUUGCAGCUCCGCACCUGGCCAUGGUGGAAACUGUGGCAGAAGGUCAAGCCCCUUCUCAACGUCACCCGUAUCGAGGAUGAGAUCGCGAAACUCGAGGAGAAGGCACAGAAGGCCCAGGAGGCUUUCGAGAAGGAAGAGAAACUCCGCAAGGAAGUCGAGGCCCUCAACGCCAAGCUCCUUGAGGAGAAGCAGGCUCUUCUGGCUAACCUCGAGGGAGAGAAGGGAACCCUUUCCGAAAUCCAGGACCGCGCUAACAAACUCCAAGCGCAAAAGUCCGACCUCGAGAACCAACUUAGGGACACCCAAGACCGCCUUACCCAAGAAGAGGAUGCCCGCAACCAACUCUUCCAAGCUAAGAAGAAGUUGGAGCAGGAAAUCUCUGGUCUUAAGAAGGAUGUCGAAGACCUCGAACUUUCCGUCCAGAAGUCUGAACAAGACAAGGCCACCAAGGACCACCAAAUCCGCAACUUGAACGACGAGAUCGCCCACCAGGACGAACUCAUCAACAAGUUGAACAAGGAGAAGAAGUUGCAGGGCGAGAGCAACCAGAAGACAUCCGAAGAGCUCCAGGCUGCCGAGGACAAGGUCAACCACCUCAACAAGGUCAAGCAAAAGCUCGAGCAGACCCUCGACGAGCUUGAGGACUCCUUGGAGCGCGAGAAGAAACUCCGCGGUGACGUCGAGAAGCAGAGGAGGAAGGUUGAGGGCGACCUCAAGCUUACCCAGGAAGCCGUCGCCGACCUCGAACGCAACAAGAAGGAACUCGAACAGACCAUUCAACGCAAGGACAAGGAAAUCUCAUCUCUCACCGCCAAACUCGAAGACGAACAAUCUCUGGUCAGCAAGCUCCAGAAACAGAUCAAGGAACUGCAAGCCCGCAUCGAAGAAUUGGAAGAGGAAGUUGAGUCCGAACGCCAGGCCCGCGCUAAGGCUGAGAAGCAACGCGCCGACCUUGCCCGCGAACUCGAGGAGCUGGGCGAGCGUCUCGAGGAGGCCGGUGGCGCCACCUCCGCUCAGAUUGAGCUCAACAAGAAGCGCGAGGCUGAGCUCAGCAAGCUCCGCCGCGACUUGGAAGAGGCCAACAUCCAACACGAGUCCACCCUCGCCAACCUCCGCAAGAAGCACAACGAUGCCGUCGCCGAGAUGGGUGAGCAGCUCGACCAGCUCAACAAGCUUAAGGCUAAGGCUGAGAAAGAGCGCUCUCAAUACUUUAGCGAAGUCAAUGACCUUCGUGCCGGUCUCGACCACUUGUCCAACGAAAAGGCUGCCCAAGAGAAGAUCGUCAAGCAACUCCAGCACCAACUCAACGAAGUCCAGAGCAAGGCUGACGAGGCUAACCGCACUCUUAACGACCUUGACGCUGCCAAGAAGAAGCUGUCCAUCGAGAACUCUGACCUGCUCCGCCAAUUGGAGGAGGCUGAGUCUCAAGUAUCACAGCUGUCCAAGAUCAAGGUGUCCCUCACCACCCAGUUGGAGGACACCAAGAGGCUUGCCGACGAAGAAGCAAGGGAACGCGCUACCCUUCUUGGCAAGUUCCGCAACUUGGAACACGACCUGGACAACAUCCGCGAGCAAGUGGAAGAGGAAGCCGAAGGCAAGGCUGAUCUCCAGCGCCAACUCUCCAAGGCCAACGCUGAAGCCCAAUUGUGGCGCUCCAAGUACGAGUCCGAGGGCGUCGCCCGCUCCGAGGAACUCGAGGAGGCCAAGCGCAAGCUCCAAGCCCGCCUCGCCGAAGCCGAGGAGACCAUUGAAUCUCUCAACCAGAAGGUCGUUGCUCUCGAAAAGACCAAGCAGCGCCUUGCCACUGAAGUCGAAGACCUUCAACUCGAGGUCGACAGAGCCACCGCCAUUGCCAACGCCGCUGAGAAGAAACAGAAGGCGUUCGACAAGAUCAUUGGCGAAUGGAAACUCAAGGUUGACGACCUCGCUGCUGAACUCGACGCCAGCCAGAAGGAAUGCCGCAACUACUCAACUGAACUGUUCCGCCUUAAGGGUGCCUACGAGGAAGGUCAAGAACAACUUGAGGCUGUCCGCCGUGAAAACAAGAACCUCGCUGAUGAAGUCAAGGACUUGCUCGACCAAAUCGGUGAAGGUGGCCGCAACAUCCACGAAAUCGAGAAGGCCAGGAAGCGUCUCGAAGCUGAGAAGGACGAGCUCCAGGCCGCUCUUGAAGAGGCUGAAGCUGCUCUUGAACAAGAAGAAAACAAGGUCCUGCGUGCUCAACUUGAGCUGUCUCAGGUCAGACAAGAGAUCGACAGGAGGAUCCAAGAGAAGGAAGAGGAAUUCGAAAACACCCGCAAGAACCACCAACGUGCCCUCGACUCCAUGCAAGCUUCCCUCGAAGCCGAAGCUAAGGGUAAGGCUGAGGCCCUGCGCAUGAAGAAGAAGCUUGAGGCUGACAUCAACGAGCUUGAAAUCGCUCUUGACCACGCCAACAAGGCUAACGCUGAAGCCCAGAAGAACAUCAAACGCUACCAGCAACAGAUCAAGGAUCUCCAGACCGCUCUUGAAGAGGAACAACGCGCCCGUGACGAUGCCCGUGAACAACUCGGAAUCUCUGAACGCCGCGCCAACGCCCUCCAGAACGAGCUUGAGGAAUCUCGUACUCUUCUGGAACAGGCCGACCGUGCCCGCCGCCAAGCCGAACAGGAACUUGGUGACGCCCACGAACAGCUCAACGAACUGUCCGCCCAGAGCGCGUCUCUGUCCGCUGCCAAGAGGAAACUCGAAUCCGAGUUGCAGACCCUGCACUCUGACCUCGACGAGCUCCUCAAUGAGGCUAAGAACUCUGAGGAGAAGGCGAAGAAGGCCAUGGUUGACGCCGCCAGGCUGGCUGACGAACUCCGCGCUGAGCAAGAACACGCCCAGACCCAGGAGAAACUCCGCAAGGCCCUUGAACAACAAAUCAAGGAACUGCAAGUCAGGCUCGACGAGGCUGAGGCUAACGCACUCAAGGGAGGCAAGAAGGCCAUCCAGAAACUCGAACAGAGGGUACGAGAACUCGAAAACGAGUUGGACGGUGAACAGAGGAGACACGCUGACGCCCAGAAGAACCUCCGCAAGGCCGAGAGGCGCAUCAAGGAAUUGACGUUCCAGGCUGAGGAAGACCGCAAGAACCACGAGCGUAUGCAAGACCUUGUUGACAAGCUGCAACAGAAGAUCAAGACAUACAAGAGGCAGAUCGAGGAAGCCGAAGAAAUUGCCGCCCUCAACUUGGCUAAGUUCCGCAAGGCACAGCAGGAGUUGGAGGAGGCUGAGGAGAGGGCAGACCUCGCCGAGCAAGCCAUCAGCAAAUUCCGCGGCAAGGGACGUGCGGGAUCCGCUGCGAGAGGAGUCAGUCCGGCGGCGUCCGUUAAAGGGCGUCCCUAGAUCAUCAGCGCAGUUAAUCCCCCACGUUCGCGCCCCGCCCACGACGGUUUCGGCACCUUCCCACCAAGGUUCGAUCUGGCGCCCGAAGAUUUCUAAACGUUCCAAUAAACAAAAAAUAAACGGACUGUAAAUGUUUACAAUAACACCAGUGUAAGUAUACGCGUGAACGAUGUACUGUUAGGACUUGUAAAGAACAAAAAUAUACACUAGUACCUAUCUUAAUGUUUUUACGAAGUAUUUUGUAAUUUGUUGAUAUUUAUUUAUUGAUUACCGCAAACCGCGGGGAGAGCGAGGGCUGCGCGCGCGCCGCGGUACAGAGACACACCCCCCACCCCCUCACCGGCGCCCGCGCGACCCUCGUCCGCCUCGCCCUUAAGUCAUAUCCAAUAAAGCGAUAUCGUUGUCAGAAAAUUUA
Messenger RNA from Colias croceus (clouded yellow), 6363 nucleotides. RefSeq names its product myosin heavy chain, muscle (gene Mhc). Gene Ontology annotation, molecular function: ATP binding; actin filament binding; cytoskeletal motor activity. Lineage: Eukaryota; Metazoa; Arthropoda; Insecta; Lepidoptera; Pieridae. The record is from RefSeq and is a predicted model, not a curated record. The coding region runs from base 102 to 5948 and encodes 1948 amino acids. Gene Ontology annotation, cellular component: myosin complex. The transcript is spliced from 25 exons.